Molecule: messenger RNA, 1209 nt
Organism: Cotesia congregata
Lineage: Eukaryota; Metazoa; Arthropoda; Insecta; Hymenoptera; Braconidae
Source: the annotation of a GenBank genome assembly
AUGGUUCGGACAAUAAAGUGGUUGGAUAAUUUAGUUUUGGUAAAUUAUUUACUCACAAUUGCUACCGCGGAAUUUUUGUGGUCCCAAUCUCAAUCCAAUUUUGAAGAGCCAAGAAUUCUUCUUAGGCUAAGGCAAGAAAAAGAAGAGAAACGGCAAGAUCUUCUCAUGAAGAAUACAAGUGUUAUCGCGUUUCUUAUUCUUUUGUACACCGUCACGGUUUUAUGCACCACGGUUUCCGUUGCAUUUAGACAUCAUGUUUUACCUUGUGAUGAUCGCAGAUCUCAUACACAAACAAUGAAAUCAUGUACCUACGACACGGACUGCAUUGAGAACGCAUAUUGUUUCAAUCGUGAAACAUGUCACUGUAAAAACGGUCACGUCAUCAAUCGUAACCACACUCACAUGCAAUGCUUAAAGAUCGCAUCAAACCUGGGAGACGCGUGCGAGGAGAACAUACAGUGUGAAAUGACAUUUACGAGCCAGGCCGAAUGUCGAAACAAUGUUUGUGCCUGUGUCGAUGGGUCACACUAUGAAGAGGAGCAGAGACGCUGCUACGAAUCUGUUGGAAUCGGAAAAAUGUGCAAGACAAGUUACAAUUGUUACGUAGAGGGCUCAGAGACAUUUUGCUUCAAUGGAUAUUGCAUUUGUCCUUUAUUACACCAUCCGAGUAGCGACGAAACUAAAUGUCUGAAAAGUACUGCCUUGGGAGAAAUGUGUUCGAUCGAUGAAGAAUGUAUAGCAGAAAAUUCACGGUGUAUCGGAUUAUGCAGUUGCAAAAUUGACUACGUUUUGUCUAAGGAUAAAAAAAAAUGUCUGAAAGCGGCUAAUGUUAUCGGAGAUCCUUGCGAGGAGGAUUUACAAUGUUCCGCAUUUUUGAAAAAUACAAAAUGCAAUGAAGAAAAUGUCUGCGCUUGCGUGCUUGAUUUUAAGCCACGUGAAUCUAUUUGUCUGAGGAAAAUUAAUCCAGCAAUGAUCGGUAAAGCAUGUUUCAGCAGAUCACAAUGUGUUCAUCCACCAGCGGAUUCUGAUCUUAAAGACACAGAGGUCGCUAAUGUCGAUUGUAUCGCAGGACUUUGUUCAUGCGCACAAGAUUACACUUUGACAGAAGACAAAACCGACUGUAUCAGAUUUAGCGAGAAUGGAACGGGAAAAAUAAAAUCUCAUUCAUUAUUAAUUUUAAUCACGAUAAAAAUACUACAAAUACUUUAA